Molecule: messenger RNA, 393 nt
Organism: Macadamia integrifolia
Lineage: Eukaryota; Viridiplantae; Streptophyta; Magnoliopsida; Proteales; Proteaceae
Product: LOB domain-containing protein 21-like
Exons: 1
Coding region: 1-393 (130 amino acids)
Source: RefSeq, a predicted model, not a curated record
AUGGAGAGAGGUGGGAAGACAGACAAGAGCAUGAAGGGUGGGUUGAGAUCGACCUCUUCAUGCGCAGCCUGCAAGUUCCUAAAGAGGAAAUGCAGUCCCACUUGUAUCUUUGCUCCUUACUUCAGCUCCUACGAAUCACACAAGUUUGCGAUAGUCCACAAGGUGUUUAGAGCAAGCAACGUUAGCAAGAUCCUCGCAAACGUGCCGGAGCAGCAACGCUUAGACGCGGUGAAUUCGUUGGCGUACGAGGCAGAGCUGAGGCUCAGAGACCCUGUCUAUGGUUGCAUUGGUGUCAUUGCAAUCUUGCAAAACCAAAUGGUUCAACUCCAACACGACCUCGCAAUUGCCAGAGCUCGUCUUGCCUUUUACACCCACCACCUUCCCCCUGAGUAG